This is a messenger RNA of Cornus florida, 1544 nucleotides long. RefSeq lists its product as uncharacterized. Bases 54 to 1298 code for a protein of 414 amino acids. NCBI's taxonomy places the organism in Eukaryota, Viridiplantae, Streptophyta, Magnoliopsida, Cornales, Cornaceae. The transcript has 9 exons. The record is from RefSeq and is a predicted model, not a curated record.
UAUAAUUUGUACAUCAAUACACAGUUGUGCUACGGUGAACCACACUAAAUUUUAUGAUUCUCAAACUCUCGCCUCUGACCCACAUCUUCGUCACAGCACGACUCCCUCGCAAUCCAACGGUCAGAUCUCUCGCCGGUGUAUCCUCCGUUAGCGCUAAAUCAAAGCACAGGCACCCCCCACCCAAACAACCUCUCCGAAUCUCACCUUUAACCACCACCAGCUGCGGCCGCCGUAGACCUGACCUACUACUGUGCACGGCGAUGGAUGUCGACGCGUCACGUCCGCCGGAGUCCGAUGCACCCGCCGUCGAGGAAUUUGUCCACGUCGAUGACCCAAGCCCUAACCCUAAUUUUGAAAGUUUGGAGGAAAGCGUUCUGAAUGACGACAGAGGAGAGAAUGAGUCUGCCAACGAUGAAGGUGAAUCUGAUCGAAGUAAGGUUCUUCCUGAGGAGCUUUCGAAGAAUGUGAUGAUGCUUUCAUGCGAAUCAUCGGCCGAAGGCGGGAAUUGCGACGUUUAUUUGGUUGGAACUGCUCACGUUUCUAUGGAAUCCUGCCAAGAAGUUCAAGCUGUAAUUAGUUUCUUAAAACCACAGGUUGUUUACUUGGAGUUGUGCUCAAGUCGUGUGGCUAUACUUACCCCUCAGAAUUUAAAGGUACCAACUAUGGGAGAAAUGGUGGAUAUGUGGAAGAAAAAGCAUAACCUCUUUGGAAUACUCUACAGCUGGUUUCUUGCCAAGGUUGCUAAUAAGCUUGAGGUUUUCCCUGGUUCUGAGUUUCGUUUGGCAUUUGAAGAAGCAAUGAAGUACGGUGGCAAGGUGAUACUUGGUGAUCGCCCAGUACAAAUAACAUUACUGAGGACCUGGGGAAGAAUGCCGCUUUGGCAUAAGACGAAAUUAGUAUACUCCCUACUUUUCCAAGCUUUCUUUCUACCAAGUACUGAAGCUCUCAAUAAAAUGCUGAAGGAAAUGGAUGAUGCCGACAUGUUGACUCUUGUAAUUCAAGAGAUGAGCAAGGAGUUCCCUACUCUGAUGGAAACCCUUGUACAUGAGCGAGAUCAGUACAUGUCAUCCACAUUACUUAAAGUUGCCAGCGAGCAUAGUUCAGUUGUUGCAGUUGUUGGAAAGGGGCACCUGCAGGGAAUUAAGAAACACUGGCAGCAACCUGUCCAGUUGAAGGAUCUGCUAGAAUUACCUUCAAAAAAGCCUGCUGUUUCUGCCGGGAAGAUUUUUACAACUCUAGGAGUUGCUGUUGCCGGAGUGGCCAUAAUCUCUGGCAUAUAUCUUUCAAGCAAGAAGUAGCUUCAGUCCCUCCGGAGGAUAAAUGGCUGCUCGAAAUUUCUCUUUGAAUAAAUAUUGGAAAGGCUAAUUUACCAAAAAAAAAAAAAAAAAAGAAAAAAGAAAAAAAGUGAUUCUUAGCAUACAAAAAUCAUAAUGGCAAGCUGAAGAUGAUUUGAUUUCUCUCCACUGUAGGCUUCUCUCUUUCAACUUUGCUGUCUUUUCAAAAGUUGUUCAGUAAAAAAUAAGCUUCAGACAUUACCAUUGCCA